AGAGCCCUCGUCGUGAGCAGACAGCGGAAGGGCAAGACGGCAGAGCAGCAUCUCUGGAGAGGCCCCGGCCCAAAGCCCCUCUGCAAGGGACUGACACAAGCGAGCCGGCAUGGAUGUCUUUAAGAAAGGGUUUUCCAUUGCUAAGGAGGGGGUGGUAGCUGCUGCGGAGAAGACCAAGCAGGGAAUGACCGAGGCUGCAGAGAAGACCAAGGAAGGGGUCAUGUAUGUAGGUGCCAAAACCAAAGAGGGGGUAGUGCAGAGCGUCACUUCAGUUGCUGAAAAGACCAAGGAACAGGCCAAUCUAGUGGGUGAAUCUGUGGUGUCCAGCGUCAAUACGGUGGCAAAACAGACCGUAGAAGGAGCGGAGACCGUUGUAGCUAGCACUGGGGUUGUUAAAAAGGAGGAUUUCGAACAUCCUGGGCAGCCCGGGGAACCACCUGCUGCUGCCGCUGCAGAAGACGAUGCCCCAGUGGAAGCCACAGAACCCGAUGACGAGGUAAAGCACACUCAUAGCCCAGCUAACCCGAGAGCCCUUGGCUGGUCUGGCGUUGUUCUCGCCGUCUAUUGUUCUUGCCUUACUUUAUCUGUGCUCAGCUGGUUUCCGUUUCUUUUCUGCAUACAGGGUGAAAAUGAAGGAAAUUAAUCCUCCUCGGGCCUUCUAGUGUGAAAAACUGAGAAUCCCAAGAGUAAAUACAGAAACGGUACAGAGCAGGAAAAUCACCCCCACAGCAGGCUAACUUCAUGCAGCACUCCAGUCUUUCAUUUGCCCCACAUCAACACAUCUGAGGUGUGUGGCAAACUCCUGGUCAAAUGCUAUAGGGUAACUCUGUGCGGCACCCCCUGUGUCUCCCUCGCCAUCCCCGUCGUGGCUUCCUCCCUCACACACCCUCGAGGCUCUCCAGCGUAACAUUUGACAGCUGCAGUUUCGGGCAGCUGUGGCUGGAAUUGCUGAUUAAUGUCUUCU
This is a messenger RNA of Eublepharis macularius, 964 nucleotides long. It is a transcript of the gene SNCG, whose product is annotated as synuclein gamma. Gene Ontology annotation, molecular function: cuprous ion binding. Gene Ontology annotation, biological process: synapse organization; synaptic vesicle endocytosis; chemical synaptic transmission. Lineage: Eukaryota; Metazoa; Chordata; Lepidosauria; Squamata; Eublepharidae. Bases 110 to 643 code for a protein of 177 amino acids. Gene Ontology annotation, cellular component: neuronal cell body; axon terminus; cytoplasm. The transcript has 5 exons. The record is from RefSeq and is a predicted model, not a curated record.